Ustilaginoidea virens is the source of this 1185-nucleotide messenger RNA. RefSeq lists its product as uncharacterized. The transcript has 6 exons. The coding region runs from base 1 to 1185 and encodes 394 amino acids. Gene Ontology annotation, biological process: protein phosphorylation; signal transduction. Gene Ontology annotation, molecular function: protein serine/threonine/tyrosine kinase activity; protein serine/threonine kinase activity; ATP binding. The record is from RefSeq and is a predicted model, not a curated record. Gene Ontology annotation, cellular component: cytoplasm. Lineage: Eukaryota; Fungi; Ascomycota; Sordariomycetes; Hypocreales; Clavicipitaceae.
AUGUCGUCACAUCGGCCAAAUGCGUUCAACAGCCUCAGGAUGGGGGAGGUAAUACGUGAAAAGGUUCAGGAUGGUAUCACGGGAGAAACUAGAGAUCUACAGUACACGCAAUGCAAGAUUGUGGGGAACGGCUCAUUUGGUGUGGUCUUUCAAACGAAGCUCUCUCCUUCAGGAGAGGAUGCCGCCAUCAAGCGAGUGUUACAAGACAAGAGAUUCAAGAACCGUGAACUUCAAAUCAUGCGCAUCGUGCGACACCCGAACAUCGUACAGCUCAAGGCUUUCUACUACUCCAACGGCGAAAGGAAGGACGAAGUUUACCUCAACCUAGUCCAAGAAUUCGUCCCGGAAACCGUUUACAGAGCCUCACGCUUCUUCAACAAAUUGAAGACCACUAUGCCCAUAUUGGAAGUCAAGCUCUAUACGUACCAACUCUUCAGGGCUUUGGCCUACAUCCACUCUCAAGGCAUCUGCCAUCGCGAUAUCAAGCCGCAAAACCUUCUGCUCGACCCCAACAGCGGCAUCCUCAAACUGUGCGACUUCGGUAGCGCCAAGAUCCUCGUAGAGAACGAGCCCAAUGUUUCAUAUAUUUGCUCCCGUUACUACCGCGCACCGGAGCUGAUUUUCGGCGCCACAAAUUAUACGACAAAGAUUGACGUUUGGUCGACUGGAUGCGUCAUGGCUGAGUUGAUGCUUGGCCAGCCAUUGUUCCCCGGCGAGUCAGGAAUCGAUCAAUUGGUUGAAAUCAUCAAGGUCCUCGGCACGCCAACUCGAGAACAGAUCCGCACCAUGAACCCUAAUUACAUGGAGCACAAGUUUCCUCAAAUCAAACCUCACCCUUUCAACAAAGUGUUCCGCAAAGCUGAUGCCAAUGCCAUCGACCUGAUUGCAAGGCUCCUCGAGUACACGCCGACCGAGCGACAGUCAGCUAUCGACGCCAUGGUUCAUCCCUUUUUCGACGAGCUUCGUGACCCCACCACCAAGUUACCUGAUUCUCGGCACGGCUCUGGCCAACUUCGCGACAUGCCUGCGCUAUUCGACUUUACUCGACAUGAGCUCUCGAUUGCACCAAAUCUCAAUGCGCAACUCGUCCCCGCUCAUAUCAAACCCGUUUUGGCCUCUCAAGGGCUUGAUAUCGACAAUUUGACACCCAUGUCGAAGCAGGAGAUGUUGGCCAAAUUAGACUGA